UAUAUUCCAGAUCCUCGUUUAUAAAGAGCGAAAAACCCCCAAAUUAGCGAAGUUUGAAACCCUAAUACUAAAAUUUUCGAAUGGCGGCGACAAUCAGCUUACGAAAGAGCAACACAAGGCUACCACCGGAAGUAAACCGUGUUCUAUACGUACGCAACUUACCAUUCAACAUCACCUCAGAAGAGAUGUACGAUAUUUUCGGAAAAUACGGCGCCAUUCGACAGAUACGUUUAGGAACGAACAAGGAUACACGUGGCACUGCUUUUGUGGUUUACGAAGAUAUAUAUGAUGCGAAAACAGCGGUGGAUCAUUUAUCUGGAUUUAACGUGGCGAACAGGUAUCUGAUCGUGUUGUAUUAUCAACAGGCGAAGAUGAGUAAGAAAUCAGAUCAGAAGAAGAACGAAGAACAACUUACUAAGCUUCAGGAGAAAUAUGGUGUCACUGCUAAAGAUCUUAAUAAGUGAGUCAUUCAGUUAACUAUUUUUAUUAUUGUUAUUGUUAUGUUUUGAUUAUGGAUGGAUGGAAUUCUAGGGUUUGUAUUUUGUAAUAUUCUGGAAUUUGGAUGGAUUUAUGAUAUGAUAUAAUCUUGUUUUCUGAA
This is a messenger RNA of Erigeron canadensis, 598 nucleotides long. RefSeq names its product splicing factor 3B subunit 6-like protein. The transcript has a single exon. Gene Ontology annotation, cellular component: precatalytic spliceosome; U2 snRNP; catalytic step 2 spliceosome. Gene Ontology annotation, molecular function: RNA binding. Gene Ontology annotation, biological process: mRNA splicing, via spliceosome. The record is from RefSeq and is a predicted model, not a curated record. The coding region runs from base 81 to 464 and encodes 127 amino acids. Lineage: Eukaryota; Viridiplantae; Streptophyta; Magnoliopsida; Asterales; Asteraceae.